Messenger RNA from Aegilops tauschii subsp. strangulata, 3668 nucleotides. Its product is annotated as pentatricopeptide repeat-containing protein At2g22410, mitochondrial. Gene Ontology annotation, biological process: RNA modification. The record is from RefSeq and is a predicted model, not a curated record. Lineage: Eukaryota; Viridiplantae; Streptophyta; Magnoliopsida; Poales; Poaceae. Gene Ontology annotation, molecular function: protein binding; RNA binding.
GUUGAGCUAGAAGUGGAAUUGAAGCCCAUAACCGUCUCCGCUCGCAAGGAGGUCGCGGCGACUCCCGCCGUUGUACCGCUCCCCAAAAUGGCGUCUCCUCCCCUCCCCUCCCCUACUCAACCUCGCCCACCCACCCGCCGAGGUAGCUCCGGCGACGGCCUCUUCUCCCCCGCCGGCGAACCCAUAGAAACCUCGUGCUCCCGCGAAGCUGUGAUGCGCCAUCACGCUCCGCCCGCGCGGCCUCCUCAGCCUUCCCCGGGCCCAGGGACGCCACCGCCGCCGCCCCGGCCGGCGUGGAACACCAACCGCAACCUGGUGGUGACCCACCCGCUGCUCGCCCUCCUCGAGUCCUGCGCCUCCUUCCCGCGCUUCCUCCAGCUGCACGCGCUGCUCACCGUCUCCGGCCUCGCCGCGGGCCGCUUCCCGGCGUCCCGCCUCCUCGCCUUCUGCGCCCUCUCCACGCCGCCCCGCGUCGACCACGCCGCCGCCAUCCUCGCCCGCGCCCCCGCCCCCGGCCCCAACGCCUACAUGCUCGCCACCAUGAUGCGCGCCUUCCUCCGCGCCCGCCUCCCGCGCCGCGCCCUCGCGCUCUUCCGCCGCGUCGUCCGCCAAGCCCUCCCCGCCGACGCGCGCACGCUCGUCUUCGCGCUCAAGGCCGCCGCGGCCGCCGAGCACGGGCCGUCGUCCGCGGGCGGGGAGGGCGUCCACUGCGUCGCCCUCAAGUGGGGGUUCGUUGGCCGGAGCGUGCUCGUCGGGAACGCGCUGGUGCACUUCUACGCGGACCACGGGUCGCUGGCGCGUGCGCGGAGGGUGUUCGACGAAAUGUCCGAGAGGGACGUCGUUUCCUGGACGACCAUGGUGGACGGGUAUGCGCGGAGGGGGUUGGCUGACGAUGCCUGGCGCGUGUUUUGCAGGAUGGUGGUGGCGGGGGGCCAGCAGCCGAAUGAGGUGACGCUGGUUGCGGCGCUGUCGGCGAUCGGGCAGAUGGGAUUGCUGGCACUGGGGAGGAGGGUGCAUCGGUAUGUUGCAGAGGGUGGUUUAGGUGGAAGCAUUAGCUUGGCGAAUGCGCUGAUCGAUAUGUUCAGGAAAUUCGGGUGCAAGUCCUCUGCCAGGGAGGUUUUUGACGGCAUGGCGGUCAAGGAUGUGUACUCCUGGACGACCAUGGUUAACGUUUAUGCCAAGUGCGGUCACUUGGAGAGUGCAGCUCAACUGUUCGAGGAUAUGCCUAGGAGGAACGCAGUUUCUUGGAGUUGCAUGAUCGCUGCUUACUCACAGGCAAAUCAGCCUGAGGAAGCAGUGAGGUUGUUUAAAAAGAUGAUUGAAGAAAAUGUUGAGCCGAUUAAUGCUACCCUUGUAAGCGUGCUUCCGGCCUGUGCUCAGUUAGGUUGCCUGGAUCUUGGUAGGUGGAUAUAUGAUAACUACAUUGUCAGUGGUAAGGUUGUACUUACCGUGAAUUUAGGUAAUGCAUUCAUUGACAUGUAUGCAAAAUGUGGAGAUUUGGAUGCAGCAUCAAGAUUGUUUGCUGAGAUGGGAGAGAGAAAUGUAGUGAGUUGGAAUUCGAUGGUCAUGGCCCAUGCUGUGCACGGUCAGUCUGAACAAGUCCUUCAUCUCUUUGAGCAGUUGAAAGGAACAGGUAUUGUGCCUGAUGAGAUCACAUUCCUUGGGCUACUUUCUGCAUGCAGUCAUAGUGGGUUGGUUUCAGAAGGGCGUCGGUAUUUUAAAGAAAUGAAAAUGGGCUAUCAGAUUGAACCCAAAGCAGAACACUAUGCAUGCAUGAUUGAUCUUUUGGGGAAAAGUGGACUUCUUGAAGAGGCACUCGAAGUUGCAAAGGGUAUGCCAAUGGAAGCUGGCGAGGCCGGUUGGGGUGCUCUUUUGAAUGCAUGCAGAGUGCAUGGCAAUGUAGAGAUUGGUGAAUGUGCUGCAGAUAAGCUAGUAAAACUCGAUCCAUCGGACAGUGGAAUAUAUGUACUUAUGUGCCAAAUAUAUGCAAGUAAAAGUAAAUGGGAUCAGGUGAAGAUGCUGAGGAUGUUGAUGAGAGAUAGAGGGGUAAAAAAGAACCCUGGAUGUAGUUCUAUUGAGGUGGAUGGAAAAUGUCAUGAGUUUUUGGCGGCAGAUGUUUUACAUGUUCAUUCAGAAGAUAUUUAUGCAGCAUUGAAGAACAUUUAUAUCCAUUUAAAACUGGAAGGUUAUGUUCCUCUGACUUGACAUGAGUGUGGCUGUAGAUAGAAAACGAAAACUUAGCAGCAGACAGCAUUUCAUAUAUAUAAAGCUCAUCUCUGUGCAAUCAUGCUGUACAUAGUUUCUUCAAUGACCUGCUGUGAUACAUUCAGUUCAUUCGAUGGCCCAAGAACGAGGUGAAUUUCUAUUGUCUUAAAAAAGAAAUUAAUGGACAGAAAAAUAAGGGCCAUUCUGAUUUGUUAUGCAGUACGUACAUAGGUUUGGCCAGAUUUUGUCAUGUGGAGAAAAUGUUAUACUGUUGAGUAACUCAAUUGACCCCUGACUAUUUCUGACCACCAAACUAUAGCCAGCUGUAAAGCUUUUCCAUGGUGAAACAUAUUCCUUCCAUUCUAGUAUCCAAAAUGCGCUUUGGAAAGGCUUUCUCAACAUUAUUAAGCUCCGAGACUCGGCAUUUUUUACCUACGCAUAAGCUCGCAACUUCAACUUGCUGUGUGGCUACAAUGAUCCGGUUCCCAUUAUUGUUGAGGGGAAAGUAAGUUUUGAUCCAGUUCCAAUCUUCUAUGGUACACAGGUCAUUAAGAACAAUCAGAUGCAUGUGGCUGGAGCAGUUCUGCGAUGGAGCUCGUUGAUUGGGGGCGCAUGCUUUCUCCAUGGAAAAUGGUCCGCCCUUCCCCGCAUGGAUGGCGAGAGGAGCAGGUGGGAGAAUGAAUAGAGGGAGGUGCAUGCAUCUGCGGUCUGUUUGAGCAUGAAGAAUUCAAAGGGAUCGCUCGUUCAACAGCUUCUCCCAAGCUUGGCCCCCACCCACCCCAAGAGAAGAAAAGAAAAAGACUUGAGAGGCCUCCCUGUGACUAGCUCAUACUCCCACGGGCCCUCUCCGUGUUGACUCAAAACAUUCCUCCCCAUCUUCCUUGCGAGGUCCAAGGCGAGGCGUCCUGGGGAGCUGAUCGCGCUCUCCCUCGAGCCAGCCGGCAGCUCCGCGGCUGCUUUUUCUUCCUGAUUUCCUGGUCGAGGCACUCGAAGAAAUAACAUGCGUAACAACAGGAGAUCGCUGCUGAAUUAGCUCAUUUUCUGAAACAGCUGCCCCAGGAACGCACCAUGGCUUUCAGGUCGAAGUUGGUGGGGGCGGCGGCGUUUGCAAAGAUGGCCGGGGCUAUGAAGCUCACGGGAGGCCUCAAGGUCGGCGCGGUUGCUGCAGCCGUAGUAGCUGCAACCACGGCUGCGAUUUCCGGGAAGGACACGAACAAAUGCAAUCGCAGGCCGAGAACAGAUGAUGAUAUAUAGAUGUCCUAAUGAAUUGUUCGAAGUGGAGUAGCACUACUUAUUUGGAGAUGUCCAAUGGAUCAACAUGUUAGCUCUGGGCGAUCGCCAUCAUUUUGCUUGCACUUUGUCCGCGGCUGCAGAUUCAGCUACCUUGUUUGCUUCUUUUUUCUUUCUUCUUUCGUUAAUGUUUAUAUGUUGGAACUUGUAACAAUCAGAAAAUGCCACGCCCA